Psilocybe cubensis is the source of this 1641-nucleotide messenger RNA. RefSeq lists its product as uncharacterized. The record is from RefSeq and is a predicted model, not a curated record. The transcript is spliced from 9 exons. Bases 1 to 1641 code for a protein of 546 amino acids. Gene Ontology annotation, molecular function: monooxygenase activity. Lineage: Eukaryota; Fungi; Basidiomycota; Agaricomycetes; Agaricales; Agrocybaceae.
AUGUCAUCCGCACCCCCCUCUUCUCUCCCUCCCCAGGUCCUUAUCGUCGGUGGAGGCCCUGCUGGCUCCUAUGCAGCAGCAGCAUUGGCCAGAGAAGGCAUCCAACCCGGUUCAGCCAUAAAAUUUAAUCAGUUCAAGCGAGAAGGCUACACCGAUUUUGUGGCCUUGGGUCAUAACAAUAAUGCCUGGAACGUGGUCCGCUCCGAAUUUGAUCAAAUGCUUUUGAACCAUGCCCGGUCCACAGGGGCUUCGGUCUAUGAGCAGACAAAGGUCGAAUCGAUUUCCUUUUCCUCGACGGAUCCAAGUAGACCCGUAUCAGUCUCGUGGACGCACACACCCCCUCCUGCCCCACCAUCGCCUCCUGCGUCCCCUACCAGCUCCACCUUCUCUGGCUUCUUUCCUUCCGAUUUUUCUGUGAAAAAUUUCACGGCAUCUGGACCCAGCCACGGUAAAACUAGCUUCACCUAUCUGAUUGAUGCCACAGGCAGAGCGGGGAUUUUGUCCACUCGAUAUUUCAAAAACAGGCAUUUUAAUGUAUCAUUAAAAAAUAUUGCUGUCUGGGGAUACUGGCAAAAUACUGGACAUUAUGGUGUGGGAUCUCGUCGACAAGGUGCUCCUUGGUUUGAGGCAUUAACAGAUGAAUCUGGCUGGGCAUGGUUCAUUCCUCUCCAUAAUGGAACUACAUCGGUCGGGGUCGUUAUGAAUGAAAAGAUGUAUAAAGCAAAACUGCAAGAACCACUACCACCCUCGCCGUUUGCCGCGACAGCCACCGUCAAUCCGAGCAGCGAAUCUGCACUUGUCAUGCGUUAUUUGUCCAACCUCUCUUUAACACCUGGUGUUGUAAAUUUGAUUACAACCUCUGGAAAACUUAUAAAUGGAAGUGUCAAGAGUGCCAGUGAUUUCAGCUACUCUGCCCCGUCAUAUGCUGGUCCUGGAUACAGAAUUGUAGGCGAUGCUGGAGCUUUCAUCGACCCCUUCUUUUCAAGUGGUGUACAUCUGGCAAUGACUUCUGCUUUGUCCGCAGCCGCCACAAUCUGUGCUUCAAUCCGCGGUCAUUGCCUGGAAACUACCGCGGCGGAAUGGCACACCCGAAGAGUUUCUACCAGCUACACAAGGUUUCAAGUCGUAGUUUUAAGUGCAUAUAAACAAAUUCGUUCGCAAAGCGACGAUAUCCUCUCAGACAUCGAUGAGGAUAACUAUGAUCGAGCCUUUUCCUUUUUACGACCUGUCAUACAAGGGGCUUCUGAUAUGGGUGCCCGCCUUUCAGAGACGGAGUUACAAAGAUCUCUCGACUUUUGUGUCAAUCUGUUCAACCCGACUACUCCUGAACAACAUGAGCGUCUGGCUCAUUGUGGAGAUAUCGGGAAAGAACUGCUCGAUGUAGCUUCCCCUGUGGUUGACCCCUCUGUUUUCGAAGAUACUCUCUGUGUUGGACGAGCUCUCGAUAAUUCCCUUGAUGAUCCAGCCAACUCUUCUGACGUCGAAAGAGCGACAGAAACGAAAAUGAUCCUGAACAAGAUCAAUGCACGUCGUGUCGUCCACCCUGAAUAUGCAAUAAAUAACCUCGAGACCGAACCUCUCUCCGGCUACGUCGUAAAACUGGAGAGAGGAAAACUCGGCCUGAUCAUGGCCCCAAGAUGA